This is a messenger RNA of Chrysochloris asiatica (Cape golden mole), 957 nucleotides long. Its product is annotated as olfactory receptor 10R2-like. The record is from RefSeq and is a predicted model, not a curated record. Gene Ontology annotation, biological process: G protein-coupled receptor signaling pathway. Lineage: Eukaryota; Metazoa; Chordata; Mammalia; Afrosoricida; Chrysochloridae. The transcript has a single exon. Bases 1 to 957 code for a protein of 318 amino acids. Gene Ontology annotation, cellular component: membrane. Gene Ontology annotation, molecular function: G protein-coupled receptor activity; olfactory receptor activity.
AUGGACAAUCAUACAGCAGUAACCACAUUCCUUCUGUGGGGAUUUUCCAGUUUCCCAGACCUGCAAGUUCUCCUCUUUGUGGUGAUUUUCUUCUCCCAUUUGACCAUUCUAGCUGCAAAUGUGUCCAUAAUGGUGGCCAUUAGGCUCAGUCACAACCUUCAUACUCCCAUGUACUUUUUCCUCUGUGGUCUGUCCUUAUCAGAAACGUGUGCCACGAUAGUAAUCAUUCCUCGCAUGUUAGUGGACUUGCUAUCUGACAGUAAAACCAUUUCUCUUCCUGAAUGUGCUACACAGAUGUUUUUCUUUUUUGGCUUGGCAGCCAACAACUGCUUCAUCAUGGCUGCCAUGUCCUAUGACCGCUAUACUGCCAUCCACAGCCCACUGAACUAUCACAUGCUGAUAACCACCAGCAUCUGCUGUCAGCUUAUGAUGGCCUCUUUUGUGGUUGGGUUCUUGAUUUCUUUAGCUAUUGUUAUCACUGUAUUCAAUUUGCCAUUUUGUGACACCAAAAUCAUCCAACACUUCUUCUGUGACAUCUCUCCCUUGGUCUGCCUUGCUUGUGGUUAUACAUUUAUUCAUGAAAUGGUUAUUUUUGUGCUCUCUGUCUUUGUGCUGGUGGGCAGCUUUAUUUUGAUUAUGAUUUCCUAUAUCUUCAUUGUGUCCAUCGUUAUAAAGAUGCCUUCUGCAAAGGGGAGGUAUAAGGCCUUCUCAACUUGCUCUUCUCACCUUUCUGUCGUGUCCAUCCACUAUGGAUUUGCUUCCUUUGUCUAUUUGAAGCCCAAGAAGAGUGGAUCAUUCCGUGAAGAUAUGCUGAUGGCUGUGACAUACACAGUGCUGACACCUCUGCUGAACCCCAUUGUCUACAGUCUAAGAAACAAAGAAAUGCAGAUUGCCCUAAGAAAAGUACUAGGCAGUGCAAGUAGGUUUAUUCCUUAUGUACAAAGAGGCAAUAAAUAG